This is a messenger RNA of Paramecium octaurelia, 3439 nucleotides long. The record is from the annotation of a GenBank genome assembly. Lineage: Eukaryota; Ciliophora; Oligohymenophorea; Peniculida; Parameciidae.
AUGUUCAACAUUGAUAUUGUAGGAUAAAUUAUAAUGAGAAUUGACAUGCAAUCUUAAUUCCUUUAAUUUUAAUUUACAUAAUAGCUUAUAUAAAUGAAUAAGUUUAAGCCAAUCAAUAUGGAUGACACUGCCUUUGGAUCGAUUGAUUCCAAAAACACCAUGUUCCUCACAUCUAGUCCUACUCAAUUCAAAACUAUACAAUAGGUUAGUCUCUCAAGGAAGCUCUCUAAAUUGGAACCAUUGAUAGUGGAAAAAGAUUAACGAAACGAUUCAAGAAGUUAAGAAAAGCGAUUAUUAAAGGACCUGGGCAUUAGUUAAGUUUUAGAUUGGAAUUCAUUUAUGGAAAAAGAUGCUGAAUAAAUCAAAGAAUUUAAUGAAACGACUUAGAAGUUUAGAAGAAGCUCAAUUUAAACUUAAAGUUCAUAAAUUUACAUGUCUCCCCAGAAAACAGACUAAUUCUUACCUUCAUAAUUUGAUGGUCGUAGAUCCUCGAUUAAUUUAAAGUCUUUUGACAAUGAUAACUUUCUUGAAAAAAUGAAAUUAGGCAAGUAAGAGAAAUUUGUAAAUUCUAGUAAACAGUUACCAAAUUUGACAACCACGGAAUUUAUGAAGUGCGUUAGACAAAAAGAAAAAUUAACAGAAUAUGCUAAAGUUUAUUAAUAAUCUCCAGAAAACUUGUAUCUUAAGUUGAAUAACUGUAUUAUACCCUGCUUUUAUUGAUUAGCUUAGAAUUUUGUUCCUAAAACCUUUGGAUUAGUGUCUCCUUAGGGCAGUUCCUUGACCCAAAUUAAUGCAUCUAGAUUUCUGAGAUGUAGUGAUGAUUGUAGAGUGUAUGCUGAAGCUAUGGCUACAACGUAAUCACAGGGAAUCUAAAAGAUGCAAUUGAAUAGCAACAUCUAUGAUCCAAGAUAGUUUAAAGAAUUAUUGAUAAGCUUUCCUAAUACAGUUAGGGAAUUAGAGUUGAAGGACUGCAAAUUAAAUUUCAAGCAUGUCGAUACUUUGAUGACCUAUAUCAACAAGAAUUAAAUAUUAAAAUUGAAUUUGGAAUAGAAUAUGCUCAGAGAUCAAGGCUGCAGCUCCUUGAUUAAACAUCUUAUGAGUAACAAUACAUUACAGUGUUUGAAUUUGUGCAAUAAUAAAAUUACAGAAUCCUCAAGUGCUGCGUUGAGUAAUUUCUUAAAGUAAUCCUAAAGACUCUUGGAGUUAUACUUGGGAUUUAAUAAUCUCUAAAUUAAUGGGAGUAUCUAAAUUUGGAAGGCUAUGUACAAGAAUACAAGUAUAAAGAUCUUGGAUAUGUCUCACAAUGCAAUUGCCUCUUUGGAAUGUGCAUAGGCUAUAGCCAAAGCCUUGUCUCGUCCUUAUAAUGAACUAGUUCAUAUUGAUCUAAGAUACAAUAAAUUCAAUCAACAACAAAGUGAAAUUAUUGCUGAGGGUUUAAUUAAAAAUGAAACCAUCUUUGGCUUUCAUUUCGAAGGUAAUUAUCAGGAUAUCAUUAUGAAUCCAAAUGGAUUCUUAAUUAAUCGAAGAGAAGAACUUAAAUAAAAAUAAUAGAAAAUAGAUUUAUUGAAUAAACAACCUCAAUAUUUUAAAUUGUUAGAUGAGGAGAAAUUAGAGAACUCUAACAAUUAGAAAACUGAUGAUGAUUUAUUUCUCGCCUAUCACAGAAGCAGGAGAAUGAAAUCUACUGAACUAAACAAGUAAAAAGUAAAUAUGAUAAAUAAAUUGGAUGUGUGUUGGAUAUGCGAAGGAUGGUAAGAAAUUAAAUUCUUAUGGAAUCCAAAAUCUGGGUCAUUACGAUCAGAACCAAUCUUCAUCCAUUUCGAUUUUGAUGACUAUAAACCCUAUUUAAUGACUUUUUUAAAUGGCAAAUUCUUUUUUGUAAAGAUGUGCCCUCCCAAUAGAUCAAUUAAAUACUUCUUUACAAAUCCUAUUCUAGGAAUCUAAUGUAUUGCAGAAGACUAAAAUGUAUUAUCCCUUCAUCAACCACUCCCUUCUAUUCCUUUUCUAUACAACAAUGAGAUAUUAGUUGAUGGAAACACUAUGCAAAUCAUUAAUGAAGUAAUAUCUCCUAAUAAUCAAAACUUAUUCGAUAGAUAUGUACCUUUGGUCUAAGUCAAACCAAGGGAAAAGAUGGCCUUGUUUGACUUUUCUCCAUAUUUGAAUAUAGCUUCUACUAAAUGGUCAGUGGAAACAUCAAUAUUCAGAUACUUUCCGCCAGAUACAGAUAAGUUAAUCGAGGAAUGCUUUGAAUUUGAUUACCAAAACUCAAAAAUAAAUAGGUUAGUGAAAGAAACGGAACUAUAGGAUAUCAAAGAACUAUUAAAAUAGUUCUAUUUUUAGCUCUUUAAUUGUUACAAGUACUUUGCAUCAGGAAACCCUACAGCUCCUGUAUUAUAUUAUUAAUAUGUAGAUUCCUUGCUUAGGACCUACUGAUUAUGUUGAGUUUUUAAUAUCCACUGAAAUAAUGGAAGGAGUCAAACCAAAUGACAUUGACAUUGGUUUUACUUCAACUGCAGGAGCUAAAGAUGUAUCUUUCCCUUAAGCAUAUGAAAAAGGUAUUGUAAGGUGUCAGUUAAUGGAAGUGCUAGUUCGCUUUUGCAAUGAUAAAUACAUAAGAAGUGGAUUGUGUCAAACUAUGAUUGAAGGGUUAUAGUAAUUACAGUAAUAAUGCAAUGAAUUUUUAUCGAAAUUUGAUUCCUCCUAGGCUUGGAGGAAAAUGAGGUUUUGGAUUGAAAAAUGUGACAUUCUUAUUCAUGAGAGAAUGCCCAUGAUCAAAUGCCUUUAUAAAUAUACUUGUAAAUUAAGUAAGAAACCCUAGCAAUAUAAAUAUGAUUAUGUUUCACCUUAAGAUUUCAAAGACUUACUGAAAUAAUCAAAUGUAAUUUGUGAUGAAUUAACGGACAGAGAAUGUUAUCUUGCCUAUCUAUAAAGUAUGAUAACUUAAAAAGAUGAAUUGUUCUAGCCAAAGCAUUAUCAAAUGACUCUCUAUGAAUUCAUUGAGGCCUUAUCUAGAAUUGCUGAGAAAGUGUCAAUUAUAAGAGGUGAGAAAGUAUUAGAAAUUGAAAAUAGAAGAGCUCAAGAUUUACAGGAUAAAAUAUCAGGAUUACUACUUCUGAUGUAUUUGACACUCAUAGAUGAAAUUAAAAAGGCUUUACCAAAUGAACCAGAUGUAAAGCAUCUUGAAAAAUGUAUGAACAACGAUUUCAGAUCAAAAAAACAAAAACUUGAGGAUUCUUUCACUGAUGGAGAUGAACCUCCUUAUGACGUUAAAGUUGAAUUACCUCUAUUAAUGGCAUAAGUUCCUAAUACGUAAGGCAAUGUAAAUGGGCCUGCCAAGCGAGUGACAAUUCGUAAUAUCAAAUUACUUAAACCCUCGACUACCAAAUACUCUCUUACCAAUUUUGUGCAAUUCUUCAUUAGCUUAAAUGAAAGAACCUGA